UUUUCCUUAAACAUAAAAUAUCUACCAGUUGUGCAACCCGGCUUCUCGUUGAUAUGGUUGACACAACUGUCAUCAUGGAAAGGACCAUUCACUUUGUUGAAGUCAAGAACUGUCUGCUGCACAUGAUAAAGUACUUAUAACAUCAACAUUGAAUGUGUUAUGAUUAUCAUACAUUUCCAACUUUUUAUGAUGGUCAUAUGUAUGGAAUCUACUAUCAUAGAAAGGUUAUGUAAACAUUACAUAAAGAGAACAUAGCAGAUUCAUUUCGGACAUCACAAAAGGAUUAAACGUGUCUGAAAAUCGUCAGUCAAAUUUGUGAUAUAUACUUGACCUAACUCGUGUUACAUAUUAUCAUGGAACCAAGGAAUACGCGCGUUGGUGUUCGUAACUCGAAGGUGUCCACCGUUCGGAUGGAGCUUACUCCCGAGGUACCGGAAGGGGAAACCUCGAGGAAGAACUCCUUGAGGGACGCUAUCAUCGCAACCCACAGGCCAAAGCGGAAGGACUCGGUAGCUCCACUAAUGUCGCCCACUGACACUACGGAUGCCCGCCGGAAGUCGUCGGCCGUCUUUGGCAGCAACGAUCUGCCUGAGAUCGUCAUAGGCACUGAGAAAGUCCGCCGCCUAAGCCGGAAACUCAGCCUAAAACCGCCAGCAAAUCAAUACUGGCGGCGAAGCCCAAAGAAGACUAGUUUAGAGAGAUGUAACCCGGGAGAUAGUCACACGGUGCGCUGCGAGUGUGGGCUGGAAAUCAGUGUGAAGUGUGAGUGGGGCUCGGCCAUCAGUUCCACCUCUGGCACACCUGUGCUCCCUGCUUGUUCACCAAAUAAAGAGACAUCGGAAGCCUCAGAAAGACGAAAGAGCACCUCUUUGAUAUCGACAAUCGAACGUUUGGAGACCGGAAAUGCAGAUCUGGAGUUCGUCAUUGCUUCGUGCCGGGAACUCGGUCACGUGGAACACCAGGAAUCGCUGGAGACCGUGCUGUCCCGCCAAGCGGCCAUCAAGUGCCUUCUAGACAUGAUGCGGCAAUACGCGGCCCAUAAGGAUCUUCAACUGGCUGCCUGUUCUUCAAUCCUUGUACACGUCAAACACUCAGAAGCCAGCCUACACUACCUGUGUGUGAAUGAAGGCAUCGAGCGGCUGCACCACAACAUGAAGACGUUCGGUGAAGACACAGACCUCCUAAUUGUGGUCUUAGAUAUUUUUGGAUACUACUCAUUCCAAGAUGAGUGGCGUUGUAUUCUGACGGAGAAGGUGCAACCUUCGGAGAUACUGCGGACGAUGGCGUGUCACGAGGGAGAUCCGAACGUCGUCGAGAAGUGUUGUAUCGUGCUGGAAAACCUCGCACUGUCGGAGGACAUUGCGCGGUCCAUGAUGUACGUUGGAGGUGUCCACAGUAUCCUGUCCAUGAUGUCACGCUACGAUAAACACGUCGACGUCCUCAAACACUGUUGCACAACGCUAGGAACGUUUGCAUCUCACGACGACACCUGCCAGGCUGUGUCCGAAGCUGGAGCCACGAGCGCUGUGAUGUUAGCAAUGACUUCGUACAUCACUUACCCGGAAAUACAACAAAGCUGUUGUUGGGCACUUGCAAGUUUGUCAAGGGCGGACUGUGUCUGCAUGGAACUUCUAAAUAUUGACGCGUUUGGCAUGCUGCUCAAGGCAAUGACGUCUUUUCCGCAAGAUGUGGCCAUCCAGGAGUAUGGCUGCUGGGCCCUUUGUAACCUUGUGGUCGUCGCACCGGAACUGGAGGAGGAUGCGUGCCGGUCGGCCCUUGUGCUGCUUUUGGACAGUACCCAGAUGUUCAUGGCGAAUGUAGAACUCCUUGAGCACGUCUGUUACGCAAUAAGCACGCUAGUUGCCGUCAGAGAAUGCGUGCAUGUGAACGUUGUGAAAAAUGACGGCAUCAGCAAACUUAUAGAGUUGAUGAAGAGGUACGACGACAACGUGGAUAUCCAGCUCCAUAGCUGCAAGGUGAUAGGAAACCUAGCUGUCAAUGACAAUUUCCGGCGUUAUGUUGAGGAUAUGGGAGCCUCGGAAGCCAUCAUCUCGUGCAUGCUUGGGCUGGAGAAGAACGCGCUCAUUCAGUCUACUGGCUGCAUGACCCUCACGAACAUUUCAGCAAAAGUGGCAGAUAACAAGUUCCGGAUCCUUAAGAACGGCGGCGUACAUGCUGCCCUGCGUGCCAUGGCGGCCUUUAAGGAGGAUAAGACAAUCACACUAAACGCCCUAAAACUACUUUGCAACCUACAGGAGUCGGACAAGGGUUGUUGGUGGAUAGCGGAGGAGAGCGGCAUAUCUGUGAUCGCCAUGUCACUGAGAAACUUUCCCAAUUGUCCGGAAAUCAUGGCGUUUGGCUGCUCCUGCCUUGCCAACCUGCCAAGGAGAGGCAUGAACACGGUUGCGCUUGGUAGCGCCGAGUCGAGCCUACUUUACCUUCGCCAGCAACACUCUCUCAGCACGGAAGUGGCCUUAGCUCUCUGCGCAUUCUACGAGAACGCACUCAAGGCUGGCACGGAAUGUGGAAAACUGGUGACCUCGGUUGCCAUGGAAACCAUGACCCAGAUAAUGCAGGAUUUCGAAGACAUUGAAAUUCAGGUGACGGGGUGUCAGAUAAUGGCUCAAGUUGUGCUAGGUGAGCACAUAAAGCUGCUUAACCGAGGGGUGCUGGCAUCUCUCGUCUCCACUAUGAAUAAAUACAUCUCCAACGAUGACAUACAGGCAAUAGGCUGUGGAACCAUCUCUUACCUAUCCGGAUCUGCCGAAGGCCUGGAGACGCUAGAAGAGCUGUGUUGCUUAGAAGUUGUACUGGAGUGUAUGCGCACGCAUCCCUGCCACGCCCACCUACAUGGCGUCUGUCUCCUUGCAAUCGAAAAUAUGUGUAGAGCUGACAGUGUAAGGGGUAGUAACAUACAGAACGUUUGCGAUGCUGUCUCAAAGUCAAUGAAGGCUCACGGUGAUAACAACGAAAUCCAACUGGGUGGUUGUCACAUCCUCUCAAUAAUUGGCUCAGGAUUUCACCGACAAAAUGUUCAAAAACGCGAGAGCGUCGACUUCAUGGGGCCACUGGUGACGGUCACACACCGGAAAAGCGUCACAGAAGAGCUCCUUGAUGUGGCGUCCGCGGCCAUCCAUCGGCUCCGUAAGUUCACGGAUGGUGUGUUAGAUGACACCGAGGAAGGCGACAGCGACGCUUCCCAGACGGAAUCGACCUCCGACGGUGUCCCGAUCGAUAACGUUUAUCAGUAGAGGUCGCCUCUAGUUGUGAUAUCGUUGAAUUUUUCAGUUAGAAGCCUAGUUAAAGCCUUUUGUCCGUGACCCACCCUAAAAUCAAUGCUUUUGCAUUUGUUGUGUAUUGACCCUAGUAUGAAGGAUCUUUAUAGAUGAGAUCAAUGCCUCAGUGUAGAUACUUUCUCUUUGAACACAGCCCAAAUUAACCAUUAGCUAGUAAAAAUACACAAAAAAGUUGGCACCGUCACACCAGGGCGAUAAACAUAUGCAAAACUGUGGAUUAAAAUGAGAAAUAUUCAAUAAUCCAGGCCUUUAGCAAACAUGAUGACAAUCUAUGAAAUACAAACGCGGUAACAUUAUGUUUAAUGUUACUAGGUAUUACGUUAACGGAAUAAAUAAAGGUUACUCAUUGAAUAUUUAAUACUGAUGUUAGGGAGAAUAGUUACCAAAAGUAAAAUAUUCAUUGUUCAAUCUUAUGCAUGGAAAUCAUAGUUGAAUACUUUGCCAAUGGAAAUAAGAGUAAGACAUAUUGGUGGAUUUUCAUGUGUUUGUGUCAUAUGUGACCAGAACUUUUACAUUUAAUAUUGUCUCAGUGCAGUUAUUGUAAUGAGUAUCGUCAGGAGAUUUACAAUACGUUGUCAUUGUAUCCGAAUUGUUAUAAAAUUAAGUAAAUAAAGCUCACCGGAUUCACCUUCAUUAAUCAAUAAAUUGAAGUAAAACAUGUAAUUUUCCGGACCUGCAGGUUCCAAACAAGUUUUUUGUUUACUUCUGCUUUACUUCAAGAAAAUUUAGUUUCAAGUGUGCCAAAGAAAGUUAAAAAAAUAAUUCAAAAACAUAUUUGUAAAGGAAUUUUAUGUCAAAUAAAGAUAAAGUUGACCAUGUAUAUUGAUCCUUGAUUAAUAAGUUGCUGUUAAAACAUUAUAAUUCUAUUUUUCUGUCAUGUAAUACUUGUUGUUGUUUAGUAAAGUCCACUUGUGAAUGAAACACUGUUACUCUGUUUCGCUCUUCUACAUCAUAAUUAUACAGGUGUUUUGUCUUAUUUUAGUGAUAUAAAACAUGAGAUGCUUUGUG
Molecule: messenger RNA, 4304 nt
Organism: Mya arenaria
Lineage: Eukaryota; Metazoa; Mollusca; Bivalvia; Myida; Myidae
Exons: 21
Coding region: 354-3251 (965 amino acids)
Molecular function (GO): protein binding
Source: RefSeq, a predicted model, not a curated record